Messenger RNA from Oryza brachyantha (malo sina), 6275 nucleotides. Its product is annotated as ABC transporter D family member 1-like. Gene Ontology annotation, cellular component: peroxisomal membrane. The transcript is spliced from 40 exons. Gene Ontology annotation, molecular function: ATP hydrolysis activity; metal ion binding; long-chain fatty acid transmembrane transporter activity. The coding region runs from base 268 to 6054 and encodes 1928 amino acids. Gene Ontology annotation, biological process: fatty acid beta-oxidation; long-chain fatty acid import into peroxisome; proteolysis. The record is from RefSeq and is a predicted model, not a curated record. Lineage: Eukaryota; Viridiplantae; Streptophyta; Magnoliopsida; Poales; Poaceae.
UCGUCUUCUAAUUAUUUAUCUAUCUAGAAUUUUUUUCUUCCCUUCUUGUUACCUCUCGCGUCCCGUCUCGUCUCGUCUCGCCGCCGGGGGCCUCGCGCUCGCGCCCCCCUGCUGUUCAUCUCAAACUCGCUCUCCGGGCGGCUGCGAUCCACGAUCGGGCGGCUCCGGCGAUACCGAGGUUGAAUCUGUAUCGUUACAGAGGCACUGUUUCUUACUCUGAUAUUUUCUUAGAGCUAAACAGUUGUAUUUGCUCUGUGCUUAGCAACAAUGCCAUCUCUUCAGUUAUUGCAAUUAACAGAGCAUGGGCGGAGCCUUUUGUCUUCGAAAAGGAGAACUCUUGCCAUUGUAUCUGGUGCAUUACUUGCUGGUGGAACUUUAGCAUAUGCUCAGUCAAGUCGACGGCAAAAACGUCAGGAAGAAAAUUCUCAUAGUGAUGCAAACGCACAAACCAAGAGUAAUCAUAGCAUUUGUCAAAAUGGUGUUGAUGGUAAAUUGGUAAAAACAAGGAAAAAGAAAAAUGGGUUGAAAUCCUUACAUUUUCUUGCUGCUAUUUUGCUUAAAAAGAUUGGCCCAAACGGAACAAAUUAUCUUCUCGGCUUGAUGAUAACAGCUGUGUUACGAACUGCUGUUGGCCACAGAUUAGCGAAAGUUCAGGGAUAUCUAUUCAGAGCUGCAUUUCUUCGGCGUGUCCCAACCUUUACACACCUUAUUAUCGAGAAUCUUCUUUUAUGCUUCCUCCAGUCCACAAUAUAUCAGACCUCCAAGUACUUGAAAGGGUCCUUAGGUUUGCACUUCAGGAAGAUUUUGACAGAUCUUAUCCAUGCUGAUUACUUUGAGAACAUGGUUUACUACAAAAUCUCACAUGUAGAUCACCGGAUCUCAAAUCCAGAACAAAGGAUUGCUAGUGAUAUUCCUAAGUUCUGCUCGGAACUAAGUGGACUUGUACAGGAUGAUCUGACUGCAGUUGCAGAUGGGUUAAUAUACAUCUGGCGCCUAUGCUCUUAUGCAAGUCCAAAAUAUGUUCUCUGGAUUCUGGCAUAUGUACUUGGUGCUGGUGGUGCGGUUAGAAAAUUUUCUCCUGCUUUUGGAAAAUUAAAAUCCUUGGAGCAACAGCUAGAAGGGGAAUAUCGACAAGUCCAUUCACGUUUGAGAACCCAUGCUGAGAGUGUAGCAUUUUAUGGUGGUGAAAACAGAGAAGCAUCACACAUUAUGCAGCGGUUUAAGGCUCUUGUGAGGCACUUGAAUGUUGUUCUUCAUGAAAACUGGUGGUUUGGCAUGAUUCAAGAUUUUCUUCUGAAGUAUCUUGGUGCCACCGUAGGAGUUAUCUUGAUUGUUGAACCUUUCUUUGCUGGAAACCUUAAACCUGAAUCAUCCACUUUAGGACGGGCAGAGAUGUUGAGCAAUCUUCGGUACCAUACUAGCGUCAUAAUAUCUUUAUUUCAAUCUCUUGGAACCCUUUCUAUCAGUUCAAGACGCUUGAACCUUCUCAGCGGUUAUGCAGACCGUAUUCGUGAGUUACUGGAUGUUUCACGUGAGCUAUCUGGGGUUUGCGCUCGAUCUGCAGACCAAAACUCUUCUGUAGAAAAUUGUAUCAGCGAGGCAAAUUAUAUAGAAUUUUCAGGUGUUAAGGUGGUGACACCCUCAGGAAACGUCUUGGUUGAUGAUUUAACUCUUCGGGUAGAGUCGGGUUCUAAUCUUUUGAUCACUGGUCCUAAUGGUAGUGGAAAAAGCUCCCUUUUCCGGGUUCUUGGGGGUCUAUGGCCACUUGUAUCUGGCCACAUUGUGAAACCUGGUGUUGGAUCUAACCUUAACAAAGAAAUUUUUUAUGUCCCCCAGCGACCAUAUACAGCCGUUGGAACGCUUCGCGACCAGCUAAUCUACCCACUUACAGCAGACCAGGAAACUGAUCCACUUAGCUAUGGUGGUAUGGUGGAUCUUCUAAAGAAUGUGGAUCUGGAAUAUUUGCUGGAACGGUACCCUCUUGAUAGGGAAGUUAACUGGGGCGAUGAGUUGUCUCUUGGAGAGCAACAAAGACUGGGAAUGGCCCGGUUGUUCUAUCAUCGGCCAAAGUUUGCCAUCCUGGAUGAGUGCACUAGUGCUGUGACAACUGAUAUGGAAGAACGCUUCUGUAAAAGGGUUCGAGCAAUGGGCACAUCAUGCAUAACAAUCUCUCACCGUCCAGCAUUAGUUGCAUUUCAUGACGUUGUUUUGUCUUUGAAUGGAGAAGGAGGGUGGACAGUUCAGGAUAACAGAAAUGGCUCCUUUCUUUCUACUGAACAAGAGUUUGAUGUAUUGAACUCAUCAGAAACUGAUCGUAAAUCUGACGCGCUUGCUGUUCAAAGGGCUUUUAGCACCAACAGAAAGGGUAAUGCCUUACUGGGACCCAAGGAUCAUUCUUAUUCAACACAGCUCAUAGCCACUUCCCCUAGUGUGGAAAUAGAACACACAGAACAGUCAAAUCUAGUCCCACAAUUACAGUGCUCGCCAAGACCAUUGCCUCUCCGAGCUGCUGCAAUGUCAAAAAUACUGGUCCCUAAAUUAUUUGACAAGCAAGGGGGGCAGUUACUUGCAGUAGCAUUGCUUGUAUUCUCUCGGACUUGGAUUUCAGAUCGUAUAGCUUCACUGAAUGGGACAAGUGUUAAGUAUGUCCUGGAGCAGGACAAAGCUGCCUUCCUUCGGUUGAUUGGGAUUAGUGUACUGCAAAGUGCUGCAAAUUCAAUUGUGUCACCAUCACUAAGAAACCUUACUUCAAAGAUUGCCCUUGGCUGGCGAAUUCGUAUGACCAACCAUCUACUUCAAUAUUAUUUGAAACGAAAUGCUUUUUACAAGGUAUUUAACAUGUCAGGCAUCGAUAUUGAUGCAGACCAAAGAAUCACACAUGAUGUGGAGAAGUUGACCAAUGAUCUUGCUGGCCUAGUUACCGGAAUGGUGAAACCACUGGUUGACAUUCUUUGGUUUACAUGGAGAAUGAAGAUUUUGUCAGGGCGAAGAGGAGUUGCUAUUUUGUAUGCAUACAUGUUGCUAGGUCUUGGUUUUUUAAGGGCUGUUUCCCCUGACUUUGGUGAUCUUGCGAAUCAAGAACAAGAAUUUGAAGGAACAUUCCGGUUCAUGCACUCAAGAUUGCGUGCACAUGCUGAGUCAAUAGCUUUCUUUGGUGGUGGAUCAAGGGAAAAAGCUAUGGUUGAAGCUAAAUUCACAACGAUGCUUAACCACUCGAGGACUCUUCUGAGAAAAAGAUGGCUAUAUGGUAUUUUCGAUGAUUUCGUGACGAAGCAGCUACCUCAUAAUGUGACAUGGGGGCUUAGUAUGUUAUAUGCUUUGGAACACAAGGGGGACCAAGCUUUGACUUCAACUCAAGGAGAAUUGGCACAUGCACUUCGGUUCUUGGCAUCUGUGGUGUCACAAAGCUUUAUAGCUUUUGGAGAUAUUCUCGAGUUGCACAAAAAAUUCCUUGAACUUUCUGGUGGUAUUAAUAGGGUGUUUGAACUCGAAGAGCUUCUACAGACAUCUCAAAGCAAUGCUGCCUUGUCUUCCAAUCAUAUUACUGUGGCAUCCGAUGAAACUAUUUCCUUCCAUCAUGUGGAUAUCGUAACACCAUCUCAAAAGCUAUUGGCUACCCAAUUGUCUUGUGAGGUGUCUCAAGGAAAAAGCCUUCUUGUGACUGGUCCAAAUGGCAGUGGCAAGAGUUCUAUUUUUAGGGUGCUCCGAGGUUUAUGGCCCAUUGCUUCAGGGAGACUUACCAUGCCAUCUGAUGGGAUCUUUCAUGUUUCUCAACGUCCAUAUACUUGUCUAGGAACCUUGAGGGAUCAGAUCAUAUAUCCUCUCUCACAUGAGGAGGCAGAGUUGAAGAUACUUUCAUCAUACAAAUCAGGGGACAAGGCUAUUGCUUCUGGGUCAUUGGAUGAUCACCUGAAGACAAUUCUAGAGAAUGUUCGGUUGGUUUAUCUUCUAGAAAGAGAAGGUUGGGAUGCCACUCCUAACUGGGAAGAUAUCCUCUCCUUGGGAGAACAGCAGAGACUUGGCAUGGCCCGUUUGUUCUUUCACUGUCCAAAGUUUGGUAUUCUCGACGAGUGCACCAAUGCCACAAGUGUCGACGUUGAGGAGCAUUUGUACAGGAUAGCAACUAGUAUGGGCAUAACUGUCAUCACCUCCUCGCAAAGGCCUGCUCUCAUACCCUUCCAUUCGUUGGAGCUGAAACUCAUCGACGGUGAAGGAAAGUGGGAGCUGUGUACAAUCAACCAAUGCUCGCCGAAAAGGUGGCUUACCUUGGCGGCGCUGGCGACGAUGCACCUCCUGGUGGAUGUGGAGAAGAGCAAGGACGCUGUCCUGGACAUGGAAGGUUUGGGCGUAACGAGCAAGGAGGCUUCCAUAGCCAGGAGCGAGGAAGACGAAGCAGCCAAGUUUCACGCCCUCACCUCACCUCACCUCGCCCUCGUUGCUUUGGAUAAGCGAAGCGAGAAAAAAAAAAUCCAAAAACCCUACGGCCUAACACAAACUACCCACCACCACCGCGGGCGGCGGCUUCCUCCUCCCCGCCGGCUCGCGCUCGCGGCGACCGCGACUCCUCCCAACCUCGCCGUCGCCAUGUUUCGCCUGCGGUCCUCCGCUCGCCUGGUCAGAGAGCUACGAGAGGCGUCGCGGUCGUACGGACGCCGCGAAUGGUUCUCCGGCGGCGCCCUGGCCGCCGCCGCGCGAACCACCUCGCUCCUGCGCCCUCUCCCCGGGCUCGACGUCCCGCAGUGCCUCCCGGACCAGCUCGUCGGCCAGCCCACCCGAGUCACCACGCUACCCAACGGCGUCCGCGUCGCCUCCGAGGACCUCCCGGGCCCGUCGGGGUGCAUAGGGGUGUUCGUCGAGUCCGGCUCGGUGUAUGAGACUGCGGAGACGGCCGGCAUGUCGCACCUGCUCGAGAAGCUGGCCUUCAAGGGCACCGCGCACCGCAGCCACCUGCAGAUUGUGCAGGACGUCGAGGCUACUGGAGGAAACGUUGGGGCGUCUGCAUCCAGGGAGCUGAUGGUGUACACCUACGAGACUCUCAAGGCCUACUUGCCGCAGGCCAUUGAGGUGCUCAUCGACUGUGUCCGUAAUCCGUUGUUCCUCCAGGACGAGGUCGAGCGGCAGGUGGCCCUUGCCAGAGAAGAGAUUCAGGAGCUACAGAGGAAUCCUGAUAGGUUUCUUCAGGAAUCACUUAAUCAAGUUGGGUACAGUGGCGCUCUUGCCAAUCCACUAGUAGCCCCUGAGGAGAAUCUCAUGCGAAUCAGCGGCAAUAUUAUUCAAAAGUUCUAUCAUGAGAACUACACUGCUGAUCGCUUGGUUGUAGCAGCAUCAGGUGUUGAUCAUCAACAGCUUUUAGAUGUUGCAGAACCUUUAUUGUCUGAUUGGCACAAGGGAUCCUCUGUGGAAAGGCCAGAGUCUAAAUAUGUUGGUGGUGAUUUUAGAUACAGAGCAGACUCAGAGAUGACACAUGUUGCUUUGGCUUUUGAAGUACCAGGGGGCUGGCUUCAAGAGAGAGAUGCCACAAUUAUGACCGUUGUACAGACUUUAAUGGGCGGUGGUGGUUCAUUCUCUUCUGGCGGUCCUGGAAAAGGGAUGCAUUCACGGCUUUAUCUGCGUGUUUUAACUAAAUACCACACAGUCGAAUCAUUUUCAGCAUUUAGCAAUGUCUUUGAUAGAAGUGGCCUCUUUGGUAUCUACUUGACCACGCCUCCAGAAUUUGUUGCAAAGGCUGUUGAUAUUGCAACAAAAGAAUUGAUUGCCCUUGCAACACCUGGACAAGUGACAGACAUUGAAUUGAAACGUGCAAAAAACUCAACAAUUUCAGCUGUGUUGUUGAAUCUUGAGUCCAGGGUAAUUGUUGCAGAAGAUAUAGGGAGGCAGUUAUUGACUUACGGGUGCAGGAAGCCUGUUGAUCAUUUUCUUCAAUGUAUGGACGAAAUAACUCUAGAUGAUAUAACAGAUUUUGCCCAGAAGAUGUUAUCUUCACAACCCACAGUGGCUAGCUGGGGAGAUGUUGAUAAAGUUCCUCCAUAUGAAUUUAUCCGCAAGCGGUUUUGAAGUGCCCCAACAAUGAUCCGUGGUGGACGAAGAAUCUCUCGUGGAAAUUUUGUUAUGAUGUAUAAUUCAGUUUUUGCUGUAUUCAGGCUCUUAUCUCAGAAACUGGUCCCAUUUAUAUCCAUCACUUGAUGAGAUUAGGACCCUUAACUUUUCUCUUUUGCUUAUAAGCCAAAAUUUGAAUUUUUAACAUUAAAUUUAGAGUUGAUUUUAGGGGGUUUUUU